Dromiciops gliroides (monito del monte) is the source of this 3275-nucleotide messenger RNA. RefSeq names its product HIC ZBTB transcriptional repressor 1 (gene HIC1). The record is from RefSeq and is a predicted model, not a curated record. The coding region runs from base 143 to 2338 and encodes 731 amino acids. The transcript has 2 exons. Gene Ontology annotation, biological process: regulation of transcription by RNA polymerase II. Gene Ontology annotation, cellular component: nucleus. NCBI's taxonomy places the organism in Eukaryota, Metazoa, Chordata, Mammalia, Microbiotheria, Microbiotheriidae. Gene Ontology annotation, molecular function: RNA polymerase II cis-regulatory region sequence-specific DNA binding; protein binding; DNA-binding transcription factor activity, RNA polymerase II-specific.
CGCGGGGAGGACGGACGGGCGGAAGGACGGACCGGCCGGGGAACCGGCGGGCGGAGCGGAGUGCGGCCACCUCUCCCCCUGGAUCCGCCGGCAGCCGGGCUCGGGGCUUCCGACAUGCCCCCCAGGUGGGAGCACAGGGCAGAUGAUGCUGGAUGCAAUGGAGGCGCCGGGACACUCCAGACAGCUGCUUCUGCAGCUCAACAGCCAACGCACCAAAGGCUUCCUUUGCGACGUGAUCAUCGUGGUGCAGAACGCACUCUUCCGGGCUCACAAGAACGUGCUGGCGGCCAGCAGCGCCUACCUCAAGUCCCUGGUGGUGCACGACAACCUGCUCAACCUGGACCAUGACAUGGUCAGCCCCGCCGUCUUUCGCUUGGUCUUGGACUUCAUCUACACCGGCCGCCUGGCCGACGGCGCGGAUGGAGCGGCGGCCACGGCGCCGGGGGCCGAGCCCAGCCUGGGCGCAGUGCUGGCCGCCGCCAGCUACCUGCAGAUCCCAGACCUCGUAUCCCUGUGCAAAAAGCGGCUCAAGCGCCACGGCAAGUACUGUUACGUGCGCGGGGGCGGCGGCGGCGGCUACGCGCCCUACGGAAGGCCCGGCCGCGGCCUGCGCGCCACCACGCCGGUCAUCCAGGCCUGCUACCCGGGCGGCGCACCCUCGGGGCCGCCGCCGCCGCCGGCCUCGGCCGCGGAGCUGCCCCCGGGAGCCGAGGCGCCGGUCAACACCCACUGCGCGGAGCUGUACGCCUCGGGCCCCGCGCCCCCUCAGCCGCCACCGCCGCCGCCCGCGCUGUGUGCCCCGGAGCGCCGCUGCUCCCCGCUCUGCGGCCUGGACCUGUCCAAGAAGAGCCCCCCGGGCCCGGCGGCUGCGCCUGAGAGGCCUCACCCCGGGGAGCGCGAGCGCGAGGCGCCUUCGCGCCAUGAUAGCAGUCCCCCCGGGGCAGCCUACAAGGAGCCGCCGCUCUCCUUGCCCCUGCCUCUGCCUCUGCCGCUGCCUCUGCCCUUCCAGAAGAUGGAGGAGGCCGGGCCGCCCCUGGAUCCGUUCCGGCCGGGAGGCAGCCCCGGCCCGGAGCCCCCGGGACGACCCGACGGUCCUGCGCUCAUCUACCGCUGGAUGAAGGCCGAGCCGGGCCUGGGCAGCUACGGGGACGAGCUCGGGCGGGACCGCGGCUCCCCCGGGGAUCGCGGCGGGGCCGAAGAGCCCGCCGACGAGGGGGACUCGCCCGGGGGGCCCCCGCUGCCCCUGCAGCCGCCGCCCCGUUACCCGGGGGUGGGCCUGGACGGGCCGGGGCCCGACGCGGACGACUACAAGAGCAGCAGCGAGGAGACCGGCAGCAGCGAGGAGCCGAGCCCGGGUGGGGGCCACCUGGCCAGCUACCACUGUCCCCACCUGACCUACAGAGAGCCCGAGAGCUUCGGCGACAACCGCUACGUGUGCAUCCCGUGCGACAAGGGCUUCCCCAGCUCGGAGCAGCUCAACGCGCACGUCGAGGCGCACGUGGAGGAGGAGGAGGCUCUGUAUCGGAGCGCCGAGGCGGCCGAGGCGGCGGCCGUGGGCGCGGCGGGCCUGGGACCCCCCUUCGGCGGCGGCGGCGGCGGGGACAAGGGGGCCGGGGGCCCCGGGGGCCUGGGCGAGCUGCUGAGGCCCUACCGCUGCGCCUCGUGCGACAAGAGCUACAAGGACCCGGCCACCCUCCGGCAGCACGAGAAGACGCACUGGCUGACGCGGCCUUACCCCUGCACCAUCUGCGGCAAGAAGUUCACGCAGCGCGGGACCAUGACCCGUCACAUGCGCAGCCACCUGGGCCUCAAGCCCUUCGCGUGCGACGCGUGCGGCAUGCGCUUCACGCGCCAGUACCGGCUCACGGAGCACAUGCGCAUCCACUCGGGGGAGAAGCCCUACGAGUGCCAGGUGUGCGGGGGCAAGUUCGCGCAGCAGCGCAACCUCAUCAGCCACAUGAAGAUGCACGCUGUGGGCGCGGGCGGCGGGGCGGCCGGGGCGCUGGCGGGCCUGGGCGGCCUGCCCGGCGCGCCGGGCCCCGACGGCAAAGCCAAGCUCGACUUCCCCGAGGGGGUCUUCGCAGUGGCGCGCCUCACAGCCGAGCAGCUGGGCCUCAAGCAGCAAGACAAGGCGGCGGCGGCGGCCGAGCUGCUGGCCCAGACCACGCACUUCCUGCACGACCCCAAAGCGGCGCUCGAGAGCCUCUACCCGCUGGCCAAGUUCACGGCCGAGCAGCUGGGGCUGAGCCCGGACAAGGCGGCCGAGGUGCUAAGCCAGAGCGCGCACCUGGCGGGGGGACCCGACGGCCGGACCAUUGACCGCUUCUCUCCCACUUAGAAGUCCCUUCGCCCCAGCCCGGAGCAGGGACUGCACUGCGCCCCUCCCCCCCCCCUUCGCCGGGUGGGGUGGGAAGUGGGGGCGAGGGAGAGAAGUUUCCGCCCCGGGAGGGACAGCGGUGACUGCAAAGAGCGACCGAGGCAGCCCCUCUGUACCCCCCCUCCCCCCGCCCUCCCCGGCCGACCCCAAGGCCGCACCAGGCGGAACCGCUUUGUGCCUUAGCCCGGGCUGGGGGAGGCCCGGGCGUGGAGUGGGGGGGGUGGGGUGGGGGUGGGAAAGGGAGAUUUCUAUUUUUGAUAAUAGCUUCAACCAAAGGAGCCCCCGACCCUGCCCCGCCCCCACGCCGCGGGCUCAGCCGCGCCUCUUCCUGUGGUUCCUUCUGCCCCCUCUUCCCGCUCCCGAUCCCGGGAGCCGACUGGCCCCUGAGCUGCUACAGCCGCCGCGCUGGGGUUCACUGUGGGGGCGCUCCCCGCCCUACCUCCGGCCACUGCGUCUGCACCCGUUCUCACUGUGAAUCAAUCGGCGCCGGGGCCAGGGCAAAUCGGGGGGCGGGGGGAGGACUGAGCCGGCCCGGGGGUGCCCCCGCCCCCGCCCUGGGACCGAUAAUGUGAAGUUCCUCAUUUUGCACAAGUGGCACCAGCCCCCGGGGCCCACUUCGCCUUCCGACCGCAGCCCCUGUGAGGCGAGAUGGGAGGAGUUCCCAGACCCCGUGCCCCCAGUCCCUUCACCUGCCCUUUGUCCUUGGGGCCCGGGACGAUAUUUAUUGCAUGCGUCCCGGGCUGCUCCGUGUCCCGGGCUAGGCAAGGCUGGGCCCAGACGGCCGCCUCCUAGCGCCCCUCUCCCCAUCUCUCGAGUUUGUAUAUUUCUUACCGUGUACACAGGCUCUCCCUGAGCCGCUUCCAUUUUCUAUACUCGAACCAACAGCAAUAAAGCAAUA